CCCAUUUUUUUUUCUAUUAAGACUAUAAUAAUUGUUGACCUUCUUUUUUUUACAGACUAAUAGGGAUGCCAAAGGAAAAAUAUGAUCCUCCAGAUCCUCGCAGAAUUUAUACCAUCAUGUCAGCAGAGGAGGUAGCCAAUGGGAAAAAAUCUCACUGGGCAGAAUUAGAAAUCUCGGGUAGAGUGCGGAGCUUAAGUACAUCACUUUGGUCAUUGACACACUUGACAGCGCUGCACUUAAAUGACAAUUUUCUUAGUCGCAUUCCACCUGAUAUUGCCAAGCUUCAUAAUCUGGUUUACCUGGAUCUGUCAUCCAAUAAACUCAGAAGUUUACCAGCAGAACUAGGAAACAUGGUGUCUCUCAGGGAAUUGCUUUUAAAUAACAAUCUGUUACGGGUUUUGCCUUAUGAACUUGGUCGGCUCUUCCAGCUACAAACUCUAGGUUUGAAAGUUCUUUGCCAGAUAAGACCAGUGUCCAGGGCACUGGCUCCCCAUCUCACUCGGGCUUAUGCCAAAGAUGUAAAAUUUGAUGGAGAUGCUCGUGCCUUAAUGCUUCAAGGUAUAGACCUUUUAGCCAAUGCUAUAGCUGUUGCAAUGGGGCCAAAGGGAAAAACAAUGAUUAUUGAACAGAGUUGGAGAAGUCCCAGAGUAACAAAAGAUGGUGUGACUGUUGCAAAGUCAAUUGACUUAAAGGAUACAUAUAAAAAUAGUGGAGCUAAACUUGUUCAAGAUGUUGCCAAUAACCCAAAUGAAGAGGUUGGGGAUGAUACCGCCACUGCCACUGUGUUGGCACGGUCUAUGGCCAAGGAAAGCUUCGAAAAGAUUAGCAAAGGUGCUAAUCCAGUGGAAAUCAGGAGAGGUGUAAUGUUAGCUGUUGAUGCUGUCAUUGCUGAACUGAAGAAGCAGUCUAAACCUGUGACAACCUGUGAGGAAAUUGCUCAGGUUGCUACAAUUUCUGCAAACGGAGAGAAAAAAAUUGGCAGCGUCAUUUCUGAUGCAAUGAAAAAGGUUGGAAGAACAGGUGUCAUCACAGUAAAGCAGCAGUUCUCAACCUGUCAGAAAUGUGAAUUCCAGGAUGCCUAUGUUCCAUUAAGUGAAAAGAAAAUUUCUAGUGUCCAGUCAAUUGUACCUGCUCUUGAAAUUGCCAAUACUCACCGUAAGCCCUUGCUCAUAAUUGCUGAAGAUGUUGAUGGAGAAGCUCUAAGCACACUCAUUUUGAAUAGGCUAAAAGGUUCAGAGAAGAGGAGGUUGACCCUAAAUCUUGAAGAUGUUCAGCCUCAUGACUUAGGAAAAAUUGGAGAGGUCAUUGUGACCAAAGAUGAUACCAUGCUCUUGAAAGGAAAAAGUGACAAGGCUCAAAUUGAAAAACGUAUUCAGGAAAUUGUUGAGCAGUUAGAGGUUACAACUAGUGAAUAUGAAAAGGAAAAACUGAAUGAAUGUCUGGCAAAACUUUCAGAUGGAGUAGCUGUGCUGAAGGUUGGUGGAACAAGCGAUGUUGAAGCAAAUGGAAAGAAAGACAGAGUUGCAGAUGCCCUUAAUGCCACAGAGCAGCUGUUGAAGAAGGCAUUGUUCUCGGAGAGGGUUGUGCCCUGUUACAAUUUCUUUUCAGUUCAUCCAGAGCAGCUUCCUCCGAGGCCAUGGAUUACAUUAAAAGAACGAGACCAAAUUCUGCCAUCAGCAUCAUUCACGGUUAUGUGUUACAAUGUGUUAUGUGAUAAAUACGCCACCCGGCAGCUAUAUGGCUAUUGCCCAUCCUGGGCAUUAAACUGGGAAUACAGGAAAAAGGGAAUUAUGGAAGAAAUUGUUAACUGUGACGCAGAUAUCAUUAGUCUUCAGGAAGUGGAAACAGAGCAAUACUUCACUCUUUUUCUGCCAGCAUUGAAGGAGCGUGGAUAUGAUGGGUUUUUUUCUCCAAAGUCACGUGCCAAAAUCAUGUCUGAGCAGGAGAGAAAGCAUGUGGACGGUUGUGCAAUAUUCUUCAAAACAGAAAAAUUUACAUUGGUGCAGAAGCAUACAGUGGAAUUUAACCAAGUGGCAAUGGCUAAUUCAGAUGGAUCCGAAGCAAUGCUGAACAGAGUGAUGACAAAAGAUAAUAUUGGUGUUGCUGUGGUAUUAGAGGUCCACAAAGAACUAUUUGGAGCAGGUAUGAAGCCUAUUCAUGCUGCAGACAAACAGCUGCUCAUAGUGGCAAAUGCCCACAUGCAUUGGGACCCAGAGUAUUCUGAUGUGAAACUUAUCCAGACCAUGAUGUUUGUCUCAGAGGUUAAAAACAUUCUGGAGAAAGCCUCUAGUAGGCCUGGCAGCCCAACUGCAGAUCCUAAUUCCAUCCCGCUGGUGCUAUGUGCAGAUCUUAACUCAUUGCCAGAUUCAGGUGUUGUGGAAUAUUUAAGCAAUGGAGGAGUAGCUGACAACCAUAAAGACUUCAAAGAACUAAGGUACAAUGAGUGUCUUAUGAACUUCAGCUGCAAUGGAAAGAAUGGAAGCUCCGAAGGGAGAAUCACACAUGGCUUCCAACUUAAGAGCGCCUAUGAAAAUAACUUGAUGCCUUAUACCAAUUACACCUUUGAUUUCAAAGGUGUGAUUGACUACAUUUUCUAUUCCAAGACUCAUAUGAACGUGCUUGGUGUCCUGGGGCCUUUAGAUCCUCAAUGGCUGGUUGAGAACAACAUCACUGGGUGUCCACACCCUCAUAUCCCUUCAGACCACUUCUCACUGUUAACACAACUUGAACUCCACCCUCCACUCCUGCCUCUUGUCAAUGGUGUUCACUUGCCUAAUCGGAGGUAGUGGAGUACUGCCCCGUAAAGACGGGGAAUCUGUUGCUAUGGACCUGUACAGUUGUAAAUCAAAGUAUGUAGGAGUGAAGUAUGGCCAUCCUUAAGCUGCUUCUUCAGGUUCCUUUCAUUAUGUGUUUGCUAUAAGACUUUGUACAUUUUUGUGCAUAUGGUAUCAUUUGGCACUAGGGCUGGAACCAAAGUAUUAACUCUCUUUCCAAAAUUUUAAUUUAACACGUUUUUAAAUUGGACUUUCUUUGUAUUGUAUUAGGAAUCUGCAUUCAUAAUUGAUAAAUUACCAAUUUGAGGCCCAACAGCAGUUUAUUUGGUUUUCCAAAUCAUACGCUUUUUUUCCAGUGGUUUCCAAUGAGCCAACCAUUUUUGUGAAAGGCAAUUUUUAAAAACUAUAAAUGUAAGAUUUUAAACUGAAUGAUGGCAUGCCUUGCAGGGAAAACUUUCUUGAAUUUCUGUUUCUUUAUAACAAACUGAUUUUUGGCUUCCAAAGUCAUUUGCACAAUAACAGAGCACUUAAAUUUGCUUAAUCUGUAUAUAAACUAUGAUAUAGCCUCUAGCCAUAAUAAGAAAAUUUGAGAAAUUAAAGAUGGUUGCACAACAUGCUUUCAAAAUCAAGCGUUUACUACUACAUGACCGUUUAUGGGCCAAAUGCUGGUUGGGUUUUUUGGUUUGUUUUUCUGAGGAAUCACUCUUUUUUGGUCCCCUUUUUAAUUGUGACCUUAGAAGUAUAUUCUAAACCUAUCUCUCAGUUAAUUUAUGGGGAAACAGCAGUUAAUUUAUAUUGCCACACAUCUUGAAAAUAGAAUUUGGUAUGUUUAGGAUGCCCACAAAAUUAGUGUCUAGUAUUUUACAUUAUUCCUAUUCACCCUUCUUUUCUGUCUGGUUGUUCUGGGAAAACAGAUAUUAUAUGAUCUGUAUCAUUUUUGCUGUUACAGUCAAAUGCUUUAAAAAAACAAAACUGCUGAAUGAAAAGACCCCAAUCAAAGUUUCAGAAGGGAAAAGCCAUAUAAAUAUUUCAUGUUUCCCAAAGUAGGUUAUGUGGCUGGUUGGUUUUGGGUUUUUGAGGAGGCAAUGGAAAGGAUUUGGGGAAGAGAGAGAACAAGUAUGGGGCAGUAGUGAAAAAUCUUGUAUCAUUUUUCCUGACUCUAGCUGCCAAAUGGCCAUUGUAUGCUUUUAAUCUUUAUUUCUGUUGUCUGUCAGGGUUGAAUUAAGAAGCUACUGGUUUAUUCCCAACUGUUGAUGCCUUUAAAUAUGUUGGAAUCCUUUUUUGCCCAAAGGGCCCAGUUGCAAAUCUGUGACUCAAGAGGCAGUGAACAUAAUAUCAUUUUCUGGGGGAAAAAUUGGUUGGCUACUUGAUGUUAAUUAUGGCACAGGAAAAGGUUGUGUCUGUUUUUAAGUUUUUCUUUAUUCUGCUUUUUUGCUGCUAUAAGAGUUUUCUGAAAUUUAUAUUUUAAACUUUUCAUGCACUUUACUGUUUCUAGUCUCAAAAUGUGAUAUUUUUAAUAAACAAGAAAUUUUCCAUUAUGUGAAUGAAAUUUUAAAAGAAAAUAGCCUAUAUUUGUGUCUCACUAAUAUAUAAAGUACAGGUCAAAUUUAAAUUAUUUAAUUAGUUUUAAAUAUAUACAAUUUGUCUCCUCUUUCAAACCUGACAUCGUAGGCUGUUUUAUUAGUCUUAAAUGAUGCAUUUACUUUGGUCAUUUUAUACUAAUUUCUUCCAUAGUAAAUUAAUCAGGCUAUAUGAGAUAUUUCUCCAAAGGGUAAUUUUAGUGGGACGAGGGUGGUGGGAUGAUGUAAUAUCAUACGUGGGAUUGCAUCAGCAGAAGGGUUCUGUAAAGCCUAAACUCUCUUUUAAAAGUGCCUAGUGAUAGAGGCAUUGUUUGUCAUCUGUUAUAAUUGGAAUGUCAUUAUAGUUCAGUGAAGUUUGAUGUAAAUAAAAUAUUCUUUUAAGUAUGUUAAAGUACCAGAAUAAACAAAAAGAAACAACCCUUAAGAUGACAGAUUUUCCUCAACAUGCAGGUAUCCCUUCUUAUAUACCUCAAACAUCCAACAUCUAGCCAUGCAAAUUGAUUACCUGAAGCAUAGUACUGGAAAGUAGAAUAGCAUGAAAAACUUAAUUUUGUGGACAUUACCUUUUUUUGUAAUCAGCUACUGUAUGUUUUAUUUUAGGUCUUUUGUUUGGGUGGGUUUUCUGCUCUGGAGGUAUAUGCAUUAGCAGAACAUUCUCCUCCUCUCAUAUAUGCAUGUCAAUUAGCAAUGUGAGCAAUAUUUCCUACCAUACUUCACUCCCAAUAUUUUUUGAGAUGUUUGUAUAAAAUGGAAUUUAAAGUUCACUUAUGAUUGUAUAUGAACCACAGAGGAGCCCAUUUAUUAAUAAAAACUUUUUUAAUAGUUAAAUGUAGAGGGAAAAAAUAAAAAAAAUUGGGAAACGUUGUAAACAGCUUAAGUUUAUUUUGUGUAUGAUCGAGGCACUCUGUUGCAGGAAGGUGUGUAAUUGGGUUCUCUCUGCUGCCAAAUGCACUCUUUCAAACCAUUCAUGAUCCUGUGUAUUUUUAAUGUGGUUUUAGUAACUGUUGGUAGUAG
Molecule: messenger RNA, 5368 nt
Organism: Otolemur garnettii (small-eared galago)
Lineage: Eukaryota; Metazoa; Chordata; Mammalia; Primates; Galagidae
Gene: CNOT6L
Product: CCR4-NOT transcription complex subunit 6 like
Exons: 13
Coding region: 66-2786 (906 amino acids)
Biological process (GO): apoptotic mitochondrial changes; protein import into mitochondrial intermembrane space; positive regulation of type II interferon production
Cellular component (GO): mitochondrial matrix; mitochondrial inner membrane
Molecular function (GO): ATP binding; poly(A)-specific ribonuclease activity; ATP-dependent protein folding chaperone
Source: RefSeq, a predicted model, not a curated record